AUAAACACCUUCUCAAAAACAUAUCUUCACACUUCUUCAGUGUAACCACAAAGCACACUUCCCACGAAUCUCAUUUUCUCUCUCUAUUAUUUUUUCUUCAUUUCUCACCGGAGCUCCGGUAGUCCGCCGUCGGUCGGAGUUAUGGGAGCGCCAAUUUUAUCAGAUCUCGGAACGGAGAUUUUGAUUCCGGUAUGUGCCGUCGUCGGCAUCGCUUUCUCGCUUUUUCAAUGGUUUCUCGUCUCUAAAGUGACGCUCAGUAUUGAUAAGUCCUCCGCCGCCGCCGACGAUAAGAAUGGUUACGCUGCUGAAUCGCUCAUUGAAGAAGAAGAAGGCAUUAAUGACCAUAGCGUUGUUCAGAAAUGCGCCGAAAUUCAAAACGCCAUUUCUGAAGGUGCAACAUCAUUCCUUUUUACUGAGUACCAGUAUGUUGGUGUUUUCAUGGUUGCUUUUGCAAUUUUAAUCUUCCUUUUCCUCGGGUCUGUUGAGGGUUUCAGCACAAAGAACCAACCCUGUACAUAUGACACCACCAAAACUUGCAAGCCCGCUCUUGCCACUGCUGUCUUCAGCACCGUAUCUUUCUUGCUUGGUGCUGUUACAUCUGUGGUGUCCGGGUUUCUUGGAAUGAAAAUUGCUACAUAUGCAAAUGCCAGAACUACCUUGGAGGCUAGAAAAGGUGUUGGGAAGGCUUUUAUUGUUGCAUUCCGAUCUGGUGCUGUGAUGGGUUUCCUUCUUGCUGCAAACGGUCUUCUGGUUUUGUACAUAACCAUCCUUCUAUUUAAGUUGUACUAUGGUGAUGACUGGGAAGGUCUUUUUGAGGCUAUAACAGGUUAUGGGCUUGGUGGAUCUUCAAUGGCCCUCUUUGGUAGAGUUGCUGGAGGUAUUUAUACCAAAGCAGCAGAUGUUGGAGCUGAUCUUGUGGGCAAGGUGGAAAGGAACAUCCCUGAAGAUGAUCCUAGAAACCCAGCGGUUAUUGCUGACAAUGUCGGUGACAAUGUCGGAGAUAUUGCUGGUAUGGGAUCAGAUCUGUUUGGGUCUUAUGCAGAGUCAUCCUGUGCAGCUCUUGUUGUUGCUUCAAUCUCCUCCUUCGGUGUCAACCAUGAGUUCACUGCUAUGCUAUAUCCCCUUCUCGUCAGCUCUGUUGGUAUCCUCGUUUGUUUGCUUACCACCUUAUUCGCAACUGAUUUCUUUGAAGUCAAGGCUGUUAAGGAAAUCGAGCCAGCAUUGAAGCAGCAACUCGUUAUCUCAACUGCUCUCAUGACAGUUGGAAUUGCUGUUGUUACUUGGAUUGCCCUUCCAUCGACCUUCACAAUAUUCAAUUUCGGGGCUCAGAAAGAAGUAAAAAGCUGGCAGUUGUUCUUGUGUGUCGGAGUUGGUUUGUGGGCUGGACUUAUUAUUGGGUUCGUCACCGAGUACUAUACCAGCAAUGCUUACAGCCCUGUGCAAGAUGUUGCUGAUUCAUGUCGGACUGGUGCUGCAACAAAUGUUAUUUUUGGCCUUGCCUUGGGUUAUAAAUCAGUGAUCAUCCCCAUAUUUGCCAUAGCAGUCAGUAUAUUUGUUAGCUUCAGCUUUGCUGCAAUGUAUGGCAUUGCAGUUGCUGCCCUAGGAAUGCUGAGCACUAUAGCCACUGGUUUGGCAAUUGAUGCAUAUGGUCCCAUCAGUGAUAAUGCAGGAGGCAUUGCUGAGAUGGCUGGAAUGAGCCACAGAAUCAGAGAGAGAACUGAUGCACUUGAUGCUGCAGGAAACACCACUGCAGCUAUUGGAAAGGGAUUUGCCAUUGGUUCUGCUGCUCUUGUGUCUCUGGCCCUCUUUGGGGCAUUUGUCAGCCGAGCAGCAAUUUCCACUGUAGAUGUCUUGACACCUAAAGUAUUUAUUGGUUUGCUAGUCGGUGCCAUGCUUCCUUAUUGGUUCUCAGCCAUGACAAUGAAGAGUGUUGGAAGCGCUGCUCUUAAGAUGGUUGAGGAAGUGCGCAGGCAAUUCAACACCAUUCCUGGUCUCAUGGAAGGAACUGCCAAGCCUGACUACGCCACCUGUGUCAAGAUCUCUACAGAUGCAUCGAUCAAGGAGAUGAUUGCACCUGGUGCUCUUGUCAUGCUCACUCCAUUGAUUGUUGGAAUCUUGUUUGGCGUCGAAACACUUUCUGGUGUGCUUGCAGGAUCUCUCGUCUCCGGUGUACAGAUUGCCAUCUCUGCUUCUAAUACAGGUGGUGCCUGGGAUAAUGCUAAGAAGUACAUUGAGGCCGGAGCCUCAGAACAUGCAAGAACCCUUGGCCCCAAGGGAUCUGAUGCACACAAGGCUGCUGUGAUUGGUGACACUGUUGGUGACCCUCUCAAGGACACGUCUGGACCAUCAUUGAACAUUCUUAUCAAGCUGAUGGCUGUCGAAUCCCUCGUGUUCGCUCCCUUCUUCGCCACUCACGGUGGUCUUCUCUUCAAGCUAUUUUAAAACGAAUGCCACUCCUAGGUCACAUGACUGUCUCACGAAAUCUAUCGCUCCCUUUCUCUUCGUUUAACUACCUUUCCAGCAUUUUUCGUGUUUUUAGUCGCUAGAAUGUGGGCUGUGGAAGGAGAGAUAUUCACGACAAUGAGUGUUGAUGGUAAGGGUGAAAUGUUUUUGCAGAAUUCAGAAGAACAUCAAUAUUCUUUCCUAGAGUUAUUUGUAUCAGUUUCUUAAAUACCUUCUCGUCCUUGCCCGUUUCGGGUGUUAAUUUUUGAAUUUUUCUUAUG
Molecule: messenger RNA, 2723 nt
Organism: Nicotiana attenuata
Lineage: Eukaryota; Viridiplantae; Streptophyta; Magnoliopsida; Solanales; Solanaceae
Product: pyrophosphate-energized vacuolar membrane proton pump-like
Exons: 8
Coding region: 142-2442 (766 amino acids)
Biological process (GO): proton transmembrane transport
Cellular component (GO): membrane
Molecular function (GO): inorganic diphosphate phosphatase activity; diphosphate hydrolysis-driven proton transmembrane transporter activity
Source: RefSeq, a predicted model, not a curated record